Molecule: messenger RNA, 1290 nt
Organism: Halichondria panicea
Lineage: Eukaryota; Metazoa; Porifera; Demospongiae; Suberitida; Halichondriidae
Product: MYG1 protein C27H6.8-like
Exons: 10
Coding region: 81-1205 (374 amino acids)
Cellular component (GO): cytoplasm; nucleus
Source: RefSeq, a predicted model, not a curated record
AUGCGCAUGCUGCAUGUGCAUGGUAAAGGAUCGCUGGAGCUGUGGAGGCUGAGUGAUUUUACUAGACUGUUAUAAAAUGAAUGUCAGGUUUACUACUGACUAGAUCUUUAACCAAGACUUUCCAUUGGCUGUAUAGAAGUGUUCAGUGUUCAGCGGCAACCCUUCACCCACUCAAAAUGGCCGCACCCAGUGAGCCCAAUCCAAAAAAGUCCUGCUCAGGUGUCCUCAUUGGCACACACAAUGGGGCGUUUCAUUGUGACGAAGCCCUCGCCUGCUACAUGCUCAAACUCUUACCGGAGUACAAAGAUGCUAGGAUUGUCCGUACUCGAGAUCCUGAGCAACUGUCGCAGUGUGACAUUGUUGUGGAUGUGGGUGGAGUCUAUGACCCUAGCAAGCACAGAUACGACCACCAUCAACGGUCUUUCAAUGGCUCUAUGAGCAGCCUCAGCAGUGGAGGCAAGCCGUGGACCACCAAACUGAGCAGCGCCGGACUGGUCUACUUGCACUUUGGACGAAGUGUCAUAGCCACCAUUGCAGGCCUUGAGUCUGACAAUCAGCUGAUAGAGGAACUCUACAAUAAUGCAUACUCCAGCUUUGUAGAGGAGGUGGAUGCCGUGGACAAUGGUAUCAGCGAUAGAGACGGAGCACCGAGGUACAAAGUGACCAGUACCAUUGGUAGCAGAGUGGGACGUCUCAAUCCAGCCUGGAAUGAUACAAACAAAGACGCUGAUGCUAGGUUCCAGUGUGCCAUGAAGCUGGUGGGAGGAGAGUUUGAGCAGUGUGUGAAGGGACUGCAGAAUGUGUGGCUACCUGCCCGGAUAAACGUCAGGAGCGCCAUCGAGAAACGAUUAGAGGUACACUCGAGUGGUGCAGUGUUGAGACUGGAAGAGGCAUGUCCCUGGAAGGAGCACCUGUUUGAGCUGGAGAGAACUCUCGGCCUCUCGGAGAGUGCAAAGUUUAUGCUCUACAAGGAGGGAGACUCGGACAAAUGGAGGGUACAGGCAGUACCUCUACAUGAAUCUGGAUUUGAAAAUAGACUUUCUCUUCACACUGCCUGGCGUGGUCUGCGAGACGAGGAGCUGUCUAGUGUGAGUGGUAUCCCAGGCUGUGUGUUCGUUCACUCCAGUGGGUUCAUUGGGGGCAACUUCACGUACGAGGGAGCUUUGGCAAUGGCCGUCAAGAGUAUAGAAAGUGCCUCAAACUGAAAUACUUUAUGGCGUACAAAUGUAUAUAUAAUUAUAAUGCUAUCAUGAGUAUACUAAUCACAUUCAAAAAGAUAUUGUCUUGGUA